AUGGCUUCUGACCCCUUCUUCUCCGCCGUCCUCGGCCGCCGCACCGUCUACGCCCUGUCAGACUCCUCUCCCAUCCCCGACUCGCGCAUCCAGGAGAUUGUCGUGAAGGCCAUCAAGCACUCGCCCAGCACAUUCAACGUGCAGUCUGCCCGCGCCGUGAUUCUGCUCAAGGAUGAGCACAGGAAAUUCUGGGACUAUGCCCUCGAGUUCAUCAAGGCGGCCCUGCCCGAAGAGGUCGUGAAGCAACUUGGCGCUAGAAUUGCUGGAUUCCGAGCGGCAUACGGCUCAGUUUUGUUUUUUGAGGCCAAAGCCGAUCUAGACGCCCUGGCCCAGGAGCAUGCCAUUGUGGCUCCUUUUAUAACCGAGUGGUCCGAUACCUCGUCAGGAAUCAAUCAGUUUGCCGUGUGGGCAGCACUCUCAGCUGAAGGCCUCGGUGCCAAUCUGCAGCAUUAUAACUUUUUACCGCCUCUGGUCGAGAAGGUCAAGGCGGAGUGGAACAUUCCCCAGGACUGGUUGCUUAAAUCACAACUGGUGUUUGGGACACCUACCGGGGGACCUCGUGAGAAGACCUUCAAGCCUGUCGAGGACCGGGUCAAGGUCUACGGUCAAUAA
Talaromyces atroroseus is the source of this 612-nucleotide messenger RNA. RefSeq lists its product as hypothetical. Bases 1 to 612 code for a protein of 203 amino acids. The record is from RefSeq and is a predicted model, not a curated record. Gene Ontology annotation, biological process: cellular response to oxidative stress. The transcript is spliced from 3 exons. NCBI's taxonomy places the organism in Eukaryota, Fungi, Ascomycota, Eurotiomycetes, Eurotiales, Trichocomaceae.